This is a messenger RNA of Cajanus cajan (pigeon pea), 867 nucleotides long. NCBI's taxonomy places the organism in Eukaryota, Viridiplantae, Streptophyta, Magnoliopsida, Fabales, Fabaceae. The record is from RefSeq and is a predicted model, not a curated record.
AUGGCACAAUACGCCACCAGCCGACCUCACCACACAACCUCGGCCGCCUUGGCCAACCUCAGGCAGAACGACGAUGAAUCUCUACGAGCUUUCAUGGAGCGCUUCUCCAACAUCUCGGUUCGAAUCCGGAAUCUAAACCCGGAGGUCGUCCUGCACGCCAUGCUCAUGGCACUAAAACCCGGAUCGUUCGUUGACAGCCUAUGCCACGACGCCCCCCGCGACAUGGAUGAACUGCGUGCCCGCGCCACCGGCUACAUUCAGAUGGAAGAGCACUCGGCCUUCCGCGACCAAGUUCGCGGGAAGGGCCCCGCAAAACCGGAACAGAGCCACAAAGAUAAGGUAAAAGUCAAUAAUGACAGUCAAUUCAAGAAGCUGGCCAGAGCCAACAGAAGCGGGAGGUAUGACUUCUACACUCCCCUAAACGCCCCGAGAGUCCACAUCCUGGAAGAAGCCAGUAACAAUAACCUACUAGCCCUUCCACCACCCGGCCACACCCCCAACAACGCCGAUAAGUCCAAACACUACCGGUACCACAGGAACUACGGCCACACCACUUACGAGUGUCGCACGCUCCGGGACCGCAUCGAAGAACUCAUCCAGGCAGGCCACCUCGGCCACUACAUCCAGCGACAAUCAGGUUCCCGAGGUGGCUCUGGAGGCCGGGGACGCGGGAGAGGCCGCGGGUCAGGAGCUCGCACAAACCUACCCACAGGGUCCCAGCAAAAUGUUAAUGGCGCGGUACAGGCCGAAAUAAGUCAGGAGACAGACUUAGCCCCCUUGCGGGGAAUAAUCAACACGAUUGCAGGCUUCUUCGUGGAUUUGAGCUUCUUCAUGGAUUUGAGCUUCUUCUCUGAUCUCGUCAACUAG